CAUGGGCCGGUACACUGGCAAGACGUGCCGCCUAAGCGUCAUGCUGGUGCUGACGGGCGCCUUCUUCGUGGCCGAGCUGGUGUCGGGCUACGUGGGCAACUCCAUCGCACUGGUGUCGGACUCCUUCAGCAUGCUCUCCGACCUGAUCGCGCUGUGCGUGGGCCUGGCCACGGGGCGCAUCUCGCGCCGCCGGCGCCGCAGCCCGCGGGCCUCCUUCGGCUACGAGCGCGCCGAGGUGGUGGGCGCCCUCAGCAACGCCGUCUUCCUCGCCGCCCUUUACUUCGCCAUCCUGGUGGAGGCGCUGCAGCGGCUGGCGCGCCCCGAGCCCAUCAGCGACGCGGCCCUCAUUCUGGUGGUGGGCGCGCUGGGCCUGGGCGUCAACGUGCUGGGGCUGCUCGUCUUCCAGAACUGGGCCGCUUGCUGCCCCCCCUGCUGCUGCCCGCCCCGCCGCAAGGACUCGCCUCCCAGCCGCGAAGACGAACACCCCCACGGCGGCCCUGCCUUCGCCGCCCCGGAGGGGGCGCCGGGAGGGUCAAACCGCCACGGCCAGGGGGCUGCGGAGGCCUGGAGCGUGGACCAAGCAGGUGACUCCAUAAAUACCCAGAAGAAGGUUGAGGAAGAGGUGAUAAAGAAAAAACAGAAGAAGUCUGAAGCUUUGAAUAUCAGAGGUGUUCUUUUGCAUGUGAUGGGAGAUGCCCUUGGCUCAGUUAUUGUUGUGGUUGCUGCAUCAAUAUUCUAUGUGCUUCCACUGGAUGAGCAGACCCCUUGUAACUGGCAGUGCUACAUUGAUCCUAGUCUCACCAUCAUUAUGGUGAUCAUCAUUCUGACUUCAGCCUUCCCACUUAUCAAGGAGACAGCAGUAAUCUUGUUGCAGAUGGUUCCCAAGAAUGUCAAUAUGCAAAUUCUGGCAAACAAACUAUCGGAAGUGCCAGGCGUUAACAGCAUUCAUGAGGUGCAUGUUUGGGAGCUUGUCAGUGGAAAGAAUAUUGCCACCCUCCACGUCAAAUGUCACACCACUUCCGAUUACCAAGAGGCAUCUUAUAGAAUGAGAGAGGUGUUCCAUGAAGCGGGGGUCCAUUCAGUGACCAUCCAACCAGAGUACACAGACCACAAGAGUCCCGAAAUCCUGUGCAGUGCCCCCUGUAUCUCCAAAACUUGUGAUCCCCAGUUGUGUUGUAGCCAACAAGAAGCAACCUUUGUCCAAGUAGGGAAUGGCUACAAUGACAAAAAUGGCAGCAUCACCCCAUCACUGAAGAAAGCCUAUAAAAAAGAUUCAGUGGAAAUUCCUGUUGAACCCAUGUGGGCAGAAGAUGUUGUCAAAAAGGACAAGUAUAAAAAGAACACUUCCAAUGAAACUGGCAAUAGCAGGCCAUAUGUAUGCAGUACACGAUUUUAGACUGUUCAGCUUAUGUUUUGUAACUAAUCAAGGGCGAAACCUUCUUUGGACAAAGCCCAAAUGUCUAACUAGCAGCUGGAUGGUGGCAGGGCUUGCAGUAUUCCUGGGAAUCAGCCUUUGAAAGCUGGGUAUCAGACAUAAUGUUCAAAUCCUGAUUCCAUGGCAGACGUUCUUGUCCUAAAUCAAAACAUCUUGUUAUUUGAGCAGAAGGCACUUUCACUUGUUCAGGGGGAGGUCAUUGGUUCCCCCUCUCUCUUUACUCCCUCGUUCUCCCUGGAAAGCUGCUGCAGAUCUCAGGGUCCUUUCCUUCUUUC
Messenger RNA from Heteronotia binoei (common prickly gecko), 1710 nucleotides. RefSeq names its product solute carrier family 30 member 10 (gene SLC30A10). Gene Ontology annotation, biological process: manganese ion transport; detoxification of zinc ion; intracellular zinc ion homeostasis. The transcript has 4 exons. The coding region runs from base 2 to 1396 and encodes 464 amino acids. The record is from RefSeq and is a predicted model, not a curated record. Gene Ontology annotation, molecular function: zinc ion transmembrane transporter activity. Gene Ontology annotation, cellular component: membrane. NCBI's taxonomy places the organism in Eukaryota, Metazoa, Chordata, Lepidosauria, Squamata, Gekkonidae.